AUGGGUGGCUUAGAGCUAAAAACCCUCCGAUUCAUUGUUUCCAUAACAUUGAUUGUUUGGUCUUUCACGUCGACUGAUCACAUCUGCUAUGCAAGAAGACAUGGCCAACCUGCGCAGGAGAGCCCCGCCGGCUCAAUUAGUGUACUAGACAGUGGUGCUAAAUGUGAUGGAAAAACUGAUGACACAAAGGCAUUUCAAAAAGCAUGGGCAAAAGCUUGUAACACGGAGAAGUCGACAAUGUUGGUUCCGUCUGGGCGCACCUGUCUGCUUGGCUACAUCGUUUUCUCUGGACCUUGCAAAUUAAACGUUGCAUUUCGGUUGGAUGGGACAAUGAUUGCACCCGCAAGCACAAGCAGCAGUGUGUGGGGAUCGAAUCGCGAACAGUGGCUCCUAUUCCAGAAUGUGCAAGAUUUUGUAUUAAGUGGCGACGGUGUGAUUGAUGGACAAGGCCAUGUCUGGUGGAAGUCUGAAAUUGAUGACAAUAUUAACCAAGCUCCUCAUCUUCAAACAAGUCUUCCUCCCAAAACCAUUAAUGCUUCCCUAACAUGGAUGGACAGCGCUAAGAAGGGAAAGUCUGGUUCUGGACAACGAGGCAACAAGCCAGAUUCAGCACUGAGGUUUGCUGACUCGAGAGGUGUGACAGUCACUGGCAUUAAAAUUCAAAACAGUCCUCAAAUGCAUCUUAAAUUUGAAGGGUGCAGCAAUGUUCGGGUUUUGGCAAUUACUAUUUCAUCUCCUGGCGAUAGUCCUAAUACGGAUGGGAUCCAUCUCGAAAACACUCGAGACGUAUUUAUCGACGGCCCUGUUAUUGCAUGCGGUGAUGAUUGUAUAUCGGUGCAAACCGGAAGCUCGAACGUGUUGGCGCAGAACGUGUUCUGCGGACCCGGACAUGGAAUCAGCAUAGGCGGGCUAGGAAAAGGCGACUCCAGAGCAUGCGUCUCCAACAUCACUGUCCGAAACAGCUCCAUCCAUGAUACCAGCAAUGGCGUGCGAAUUAAAACAUGGCAGGGGGGUUCAGGCUCGGCGAGCAAAAUAACGUUCGCGGACAUUCGAGUGAGCGAUGUUGAAAACGUGAUCGUCCUCGAUCAAUACUACUGCGAUACAGAGGGAGAUGGACAUUGCCCUAACAAAACAACAGCAGUGGAAGUAUGGGACGUGCACUUUGAGAAAAUAGUAGGGACGUUCGUAAAGUCAGCAUUGUAUAUGGCAUGCAGCGACAGCUCGCCGUGCACGGGCAUAUCUCUGGCCGGCAUACAGCUCCGUCAGGCGGCGGCCAAGGUCGACCAUGCAGAAUCAGUGUGCUGGCAGGCGUUUGGGCAGGUGACAGAUUUCGAAGCCCCUGGCUCCUCCUGCAUAAAGCCCGAGAGGUAUAGUAGAACUCGCUCCGCUGGUGCAGAGUCCUGUUGAAGCUAGCAGGCGUAUGGGCAUAUAUAUAUAGAAAUAUAUAUAAAUAAAUUCUCCAUCAAUAAAGUUGGAGUAAUUAAUUAGAUUGAUAUGAAUAAUACAAAUAUAUGGAAUAAAGGAGCGAAUUAAGUAUCAAUGUAAUAAUAAUGUGGGGGGUUUUAAUAAUUAGCUUGCUGGGUGAAGAUCCAGUGUGGGAAACCCUAUGAUUUGUAGCAGUAAACCCCUCUGCAACUGCAAGGGAUCAAUGUUAAAGCAAUAAAAUUAUGGACUGGAAUGAUUUUUCUCUUA
This is a messenger RNA of Malania oleifera, 1692 nucleotides long. Its product is annotated as polygalacturonase At1g48100-like. The record is from RefSeq and is a predicted model, not a curated record. Lineage: Eukaryota; Viridiplantae; Streptophyta; Magnoliopsida; Santalales; Ximeniaceae. The transcript is spliced from 7 exons. Gene Ontology annotation, molecular function: polygalacturonase activity. Gene Ontology annotation, biological process: carbohydrate metabolic process. Bases 1 to 1407 code for a protein of 468 amino acids.